Molecule: messenger RNA, 1463 nt
Organism: Owenia fusiformis
Lineage: Eukaryota; Metazoa; Annelida; Polychaeta; Sabellida; Oweniidae
Source: the annotation of a GenBank genome assembly
CAUUUACUGGAAAAAUUAAUAUAAGGAAUAUAGAAAGCAGAGAAACCGUUUGGAACAAUCAAACUUUUAAGGCUGAAGAAACAUCAAAAUCAAGGGUAAUUAUAGAUCAAAAACUAAACCUUGAAAAAUCAGUGACAGCAAAAUCAAUUGGAAAAAAUGAGGUGAGAAAUCGAACUAUUGGAACGGAAAAAAAUUUCAUUAGUUUAAAAUCAAGCAAGAAAAAUGAAGAUGGGGAACAAAUUAGAAGCAUUAAUUCAUCAUUAAAGCAUGAAACAUAUGGAACUGAAGUACAACUGACUUUUAGAAGUAAAAAUCAAAACAUUUUUGACAAUGCCUAUCAAUUGGAUAUCACUAAUCUUAGAGUUUAUGUCUAUGAAUUAGACCCAGGGUUUAACCUAGAUGCAAUAGACUGCCUUAAUAAAAGACCAAAAAACUAUACACAUGGUGCUGGUUGUCACUAUGAUGAAAAUCGUGGCUAUGGACGAGCUGAUGGAGAAUUUGGUAGAGGGGUGAAGAUCUUUAAACAGUGUCAGCAUGGUAUAGAAGUGAUAUUUCAUAACAAACUUUUGAAGAGUCCAUAUAUGACAGAAAAUCCUGAUGAUGCCGAUUUAUUUUUUGUGCCAUAUUAUGCCUCUUUGAUCUGUUUCUGCCAAGAGAAUGUGAAACAUUCAGACACGGCGAUAUGGGAAGUUCUCAAAGCAUCUAAGCCUUACAUACAGAAGAAACCACAUUUCUUUGCAAUAGGAGUUCCACAAAGGGAUUUAUUCUCAAAUCCAAAAUGGACCCCCCACUGUCAUUUUUUGAGAAACAGAACACAGUUGGAUUUUGUAAAGUAUGCACACAUUGAAUCAAAUCCUCUGUUAAAAGAUGGCAUUGAUAUACCAAGAGAAUCGUAUAUUCAUUUCAUCAGCCCUGAUGUAGCGUUUCCACGCAUCAAAAAGGACAUUUUAGUUUUCAUGGCAGGAAAACCACUUGGAAAAUCCCUUCGGAAAAUACUGAUCAGACAAAUAACUGAUAAAACGGGCAAUAAUUCAUGGAAAAUCGGGACUUAUUUUGAUUUGACUCCAGGAAAAAAGUCAUGCUGGGAUUCUGCUUCAUUAAAACUAUCUAAGAUUAAGUGCUUACUUAAGUCGGCACAAAGGAGUAUAUUUUGCCUUCAGCCCCCCGGUGACACCCCAACAAGGAAAUCAUUCUAUGAUAUGAUGCUAACAGGAUGUAUACCAGUGAUAUUUACCUAUCACCCGACAUAUUUCUACCCAUUCCAAAAUCUCAUUAAGUAUAACUAUCCUUUCAAUUAUGACAACUUUACUGUUUAUAUCAAAGAGGAACGUAUUACUAAGCAAGGAGAGAACAUCAUUGAUAUCUUGUCAAAAAUCCCUAGGGAUAAGAUCAUGAGUAUGCAGGAACAUUUGAAGAUGAUUGCCAAAUAUUUCCAAUAUGGUACAUAUGGAAAUGGGGAGGAU